Salvia miltiorrhiza (redroot sage) is the source of this 997-nucleotide messenger RNA. RefSeq lists its product as uncharacterized. Lineage: Eukaryota; Viridiplantae; Streptophyta; Magnoliopsida; Lamiales; Lamiaceae. Bases 179 to 757 code for a protein of 192 amino acids. The record is from RefSeq and is a predicted model, not a curated record. The transcript has a single exon. Gene Ontology annotation, biological process: defense response to other organism.
UUGAAGUGUCCAAUGCAAAGCCAUUGGACAAGGUAUAAUAAUAAUUCGAUCAAAUCGUGAUGAAUAACCUUGCUGUUUACAUAGUAAUUUACACAGAUCCAACAAUAAAUAUAUACUCAUCCCAUAACUUAUUCUUACAAAAAAAAAAAACACCAAUAAUUAAGUUCUCAAAUUUGUAAUGGAUGAUGAUGAUGGCGGCGCAGCAUGCUGCCUCAUCUGCGCAUGUAUCAUCAUCAUAGUUCUUCCCAUAACCCUAAUUUCACUAAGCCUGAAAACCCACAACCCCAAAAUCGACGUCGAAGAUCUCUACAUUCCGGCGAUCAACGGCAUGGCCGGGUCCAACGCGACGCGGCUCAACACCUUCAUCUUCAUCGACCUCAGCCUCCGCAACGUCAUGCGCUUCAACGGCCUCCGCUACGAGGCGCUCAACCUCACCUUCUUCUACGGCGGCAACCGGAGCGCCGCCGUGGCGGAGGCCGCCGUCCCGGGAUUCUACCAGGGGGUGUGGAAGACGGCGCGCAAGACGGCGGUGGUGCGCACGAGCGGGCUGCCGUGGGACGACGCCUUCGACCGGAUCUCCAGAGGGCUCACGGUGGACCUCGCCGUGCAGCUGGCCAUGACGGUGAAGCUGCGGCGGUGCGGCGUGUAUAUGAAGAGGAAGGAGGUGGUGGUGGCGGCGGUGGUCAGCUUGGAUGGAUCUGGUGAAGAAGUGGAUGAGAAGGUCGUCGGAUUGAAUGAAUUGAAGCCAUCCAAAUAAUGAUUUUGGAUAGUGGAGAAUAAAUUUGGCCAUAAACUAAUUAGAGGUUAUUAUGUUUCUCUUUAUGAACUGAAUUAGAAUGUGUUUCUCAUAAAAAAAAUAAAGUUAAAUAAAAAUCAGUGGUGCAUUGUGUUUGCUUGUAGAAGAAAUCGUGAUGUAUCAUGUCAUUAAUUUGAUUUAUUGUAAAUUCCAUGUUAAUUUGUAAUUUUUUGUAAUUAAAUAAGAUUUUGUUUCCAAUAU